GCACUCGCAUCUCGUUCCGUUCCGCCGCGGGAGUGCUCGCUCGUUUGUUGCGGUGCGCGCGGACUGUGCUGCGCUCGGCAGCAGACUUGUACGCAGCAGCAUCGGCGGCGAGCCCAGCGUAUACGUGUAUACACGCACCAGUACAGCGCCCAACCACCUCCUCUCCCUCUCCUCCCCACCUUCCCUCCCUCAUCAUCACUCGCCACCAGCCUUCCCGCCCGCCGCGCCAUGGUGUCGCUCGCCGGCUCGCAGAUCCCCUCGCCGUCGCCGGGGCAGAGCCCCUGCGCGGCCGCGGGGCCGCAGCGCCGCCCGGGGCGCUCCAUGCGCACCAUCCGCUCCGCGCUGCUACAGCCGGACUCCGCCCCGGGCUCCCCGGCCCCGCGCCAUGGCGACGGCGACGCGGGCGACUCCGACAUUGAGAACCUCACCGACUCCGUCAUCGACUUCCACCUCAGCGAGCUCGCCGCCACCGCGGGGCCAGCGCACCCGGCUGCCGUCGCCAAGUCGUCAUCCGCCAUCAACGCGGCCGCCACGGAGCUGCUCGAGCUGUCGCGGGACUUCUCCGACUACUCCAGCUUCAGCUCCGACAUCUCCGGGGAGCUCGAGCGCCUCGCGAUGGCGGCGGCGGCGUGGGCGCCCAGAUCCGACGCGCCGGCCGCCGCCGUGGAUCUGAACGACCUCGAGUCCAUGGAUCUGUCGCCGGACGCGGCGCCGCUGGAGCGCGUCGAGCCCUUCGUGCUGGCGUGCGUGCAGGCGCUGGGCCCCGACGCCGCGCCCGACGCGCGCCGCGCGGCCGCCGCCAGGAUACGGCUGCUCGCGAAGCACCGCUCCGACAUCCGGGAGCUGAUCGGCGUGUCGGGCGCCAUCCCGGCGCUCGUGCCGCUGCUGCGCAGCACCGACCCGGUCGCGCAGGAGAACGCGGUCACCGCGCUGCUCAACCUCUCGCUGGAGGAGCGGAACCGCUCGGCCAUCACCGCGGCGGGCGCCAUCAAGCCGCUCGUCUACGCCCUCCGCACCGGCACGGCCGCGGCUAAGCAGAACGCUGCCUGCGCGCUGCUCAGCCUGUCGGGCAUCGAGGAGAACCGCGCCACCAUCGGGGCCUGCGGCGCUAUCCCGCCGCUCGUCGCGCUGCUCUCCGCGGGCUCCACGCGCGGCAAGAAGGACGCUCUCACCACGCUCUACCGCCUCUGCUCCGCGCGCAGGAACAAGGAGCGCGCGGUCAGCGCCGGCGCCAUCGUUCCCCUCGUGCACCUCAUCGGCGAGCGCGGCAGCGGGACGUGCGAGAAGGCAAUGGUGGUUCUGGGGAGCCUCGCGGGCAUCGCCGAGGGCCGCGAAGCUGUGGUGGAGGCUGGCGGGAUCCCCGCGUUGGUCGAGGCGAUCGAGGACGGCCCUGCCAAGGAGAAAGAGUUCGCCGUGGUGGCGCUGCUGCAACUGUGCUCCGAUUCCCCGCAUAACCGUGCGCUUCUUGUACGCGAGGGCGCCAUCCCUCCGCUUGUCGCGCUAUCACAGUCCGGUUCUGCCCGUGCCAAGCACAAGGCUGAGACUUUGCUUGGCUACCUGAGGGAGCAGCGACAAGGGGUUGGCUGCAGAGCUGGAUCAGUGGCAGCUACUAGUUUGGCUAGGUAAAUCAGGAAUUUUAUGGACCAAAGUCUGCUCCAUUCUCUGUCGGAGUCUUGAGAGCGGAGCAGCUGCGCGAGGGGGUGUGAUGUGCUGAUCUUCUGUAAAUAACAGCUGGUUUCGGUCGGUUUGGUUAUGUCUUAUGUGAAUACACAUGUGGUUUGGAGUGAGGGUGCUUUGGCUGGUCACUAACGUCAGUGAAGAGAGGUUUCAGGGGAUGUUAGCGGAGAAUUUGGGUGCUAAGUUAAUGAUGCUGGAUUGUAGCUGUGUACAGGAUGCUAGGGUAUGCUUGCUUGGCCUUGUCAGGUUAUAGGAGAAUGUUGGAUCGUCAACCAUGUCUUUUUUUGCUUGAGGUUUGGAGUCCACAUUCCCCUGUUCCUUUUAUCUAGUUGCACUUGUUUCUCAUGA
Molecule: messenger RNA, 2025 nt
Organism: Setaria italica (foxtail millet)
Lineage: Eukaryota; Viridiplantae; Streptophyta; Magnoliopsida; Poales; Poaceae
Product: U-box domain-containing protein 4
Exons: 2
Coding region: 229-1626 (465 amino acids)
Cellular component (GO): cytoplasm; nucleus
Molecular function (GO): protein binding
Source: RefSeq, a predicted model, not a curated record